Molecule: messenger RNA, 2410 nt
Organism: Drosophila bipectinata
Lineage: Eukaryota; Metazoa; Arthropoda; Insecta; Diptera; Drosophilidae
Gene: fat-spondin
Product: extracellular matrix protein f-spondin
Biological process (GO): cell adhesion
Cellular component (GO): extracellular matrix
Molecular function (GO): serine-type endopeptidase inhibitor activity
Source: RefSeq, a predicted model, not a curated record
UCGGCUCGGUGGCUAGUCUGUUGUUGAGUCUCGCCUGAAUCGGUCGCAAUCCGUCUUAUUUACAGUCCAGCAUCACAAUCAAUUCAAGUGAUAACGUGGGAAACAAAGGCAUCGAAGAUGGGGCAAUCGCUGCCACUGCUCAUCCGCUUGGUUGUCGUCGUCUGGUUGACAAUUAACACCGUCACAGCCUGUCCCCGGGCACCCACCCACUUGCCCCAUGGUCGGCGCACACGCGGCGACAAUGGAUACAAACUAAUUGUCGCCGAUGGACCCAACGGAUAUGUGCCCGGCAAGACAUAUAAUUUACUUCUUCUAGGAUCUCGAACCCACUCGAAAAUCCAGCACUUCACCCACUUCACCAUCGCUGCUGAGGCCCACACAGGAGCUAGGCGUCCCCAGGCAGCAAGUCCGAGACGCGUAGGCCGAUUCCAACUGUUCAGCGAUUCCCUAACCCAGUUUAAUGAUCGCUGUGUGAACACGGUUUCCGAGGCCGAUGAUCUUCCCAAAACUGAGAUUCAGGUGAUGUGGGUCGCCCCUGAGGCGGGUUCUGGCUGCGUCUCCCUGUCGGCAAUGGUCUAUGAAGGCCCUAGAGCAUGGUUUGCAGAUGAUGGCCAUCUUUCCACGGUGAUUUGCGAGAGGAAACCGGAUGCGGCGGCUGCCCAAAAAGAGUGUUGCGCCUGCGAUGAAGCCAAAUACAGUUUCGUUUUCGAGGGCAUUUGGUCGAAUGAAACUCAUCCCAAGGACUACCCCUUUGCUAUCUGGCUGACCCAUUUCUCGGAUGUGAUUGGAGCCUCUCACGAAUCAAACUUUUCCUUCUGGGGUGAAAAUCACAUAGCCACCGCUGGAUUCCGUUCCCUGGCCGAGUGGGGCUCUCCAUCUGCCCUGGAAACGGAGCUGCGAGCCAUUGGCCCUAAGCUCCGCACUCUGAUCAAGGCCGCUGGCUUGUGGUAUCCGCAUGUUAAUCAGAACACCUCUUCCAAGUUCCGCGUGGAUCGUAAGCAUCCAAAGGUGUCGCUGGUCUCUAUGUUUGGUCCGUCUCCGGAUUGGGUAGUGGGCAUUAGUGGUGUGGAUCUUUGUACUGAGGAUUGUAGCUGGAAGGAAUCAAUGGACUUUGAUCUCUAUCCAUGGGAUGCAGGCACUGACAGUGGCAUUUCCUAUAUGUCCCCCAAUUCGGAGACUCAGCCUCCGGAGCGAAUGUACCGUAUCACUACAAUGUAUCCUGAGGAUCCCCGAGCUCCUUUCUAUAAUCCAAAAAGUCGCGAAAUGACUCCGUUGGCCAAGUUAUAUGUCCGCCGUGAGAAGAUUGUUUCCCGUAACUGCGAUGAUGAGUUCCUUCAAGCCCUCCAGGUGGAAACGUCCGAUGACGCCGAAGAGCAGGACACUAGAGCUGAAUGCCGUGUGAGUGAGUUCUCGGCCUGGAGUCCCUGCUCGGUGACCUGCGGUAAGGGUAUCCGGAUGCGCAGUCGCCAGUAUUUGUAUGGCCAGGCGGCGGAGCAGGCCAAGUGCAGUCGCCAACUAAUCAGCAAGGAAAUGUGCGUGGCGGCGAUACCCGAGUGCGCCGGUGGUUCCACCUCCGGCCGAGAUCGAGACGAGGACGAGGGCGAAAAUCUGGCCAACUCACAGUCCUUGGUGGGAGACAAUGGCGAAGGAGCCGGUCUUUGUAAGACUUCGCCCUGGAGCGUGUGGUCGGAGUGCUCCGCCAGCUGUGGCAUCGGAAUCACCAUGCGUACGCGAACCUUCGUCAACCAUCUUGGUCGCAAGCGCUGCCCCCACAUCACGGUGGUGGAGAAAAACAAGUGCAUGCGGCCAGAGUGCACGUACGAGCAGGUGGAGUUGCCCGAUCCAAUGUGCCCAACCACCCAGUGGAGCGAUUGGAGCCCGUGCACCUCCACUUGCGGCAAGGGCGUGACCAUCCGCACCCGCUUGUUGCUGCUGGAAAAUGGCCCCGAGAAGGAGAACUGCACACGUCGCAUGGAACUGCACCAGCAGAAGGAGUGCAAUAAUCCCACCGACUGCCACAUUAAUGCCGAACAGGCCAAGGAGAUAUGUGUCCAGGGUCCGGAUACGGGUCCAUGCCGUGGAAACUACAUGCGCUACGCCUACAAUCCUCAGACCCAGAGCUGUGACGCCUUCAACUAUGGAGGAUGUCGGGGCAACAGGAAUAACUUCCUUACCGAGAACGAUUGCCUGCACACCUGCAACUCCAUCAGAGGAGCUAAGGUCUCUGGAAACCCCAGGGAGUGUGUCCUGUCCGAGUGGUCUGGCUGGUCCGCCUGCAGUGUCUCCUGUGGCGCUGGCUUCUCCGAGAGCCGACGUCAUGUCAUCAGCGAGGCCCAGAACGGAGGUCGUCCUUGUUCCAAAAAGCUGGUCAAGCAUCGUCCCUGCACAAUGCCAUCCUGCUAGGCCAUCC